GCAAAAUCCCAACAAUAUGUAUUAUCCAAGUCAUGCUACGAUGGCAGUGCUGGCUGUGUAAGGAGCUGUGAAUGCCUAUCCUUUUAACGAAGCACAUUGAUAGGAUUUCUGCAUGUGAACGAUGCUCCCCACCGAACUGUGUAACCUCGUCAUCGACCAUCUCCACGACUCCAAACCAUCCCUCUUAGCAUGCUCCCUCGUCUGCCGCGCAUGGAUCCCUGAAAGUCGUUUUCACCUCUUUCACGAGGUGAAACUCUAUCGUGACACAGCAGAUUCAUUCUUCCAGCUUUUUGAGAGCCAACAUGCUACCCUUGGUUCAGGUUAUAUACGUGAGCUUGAUGUUGCGCAGAAUACCGUUACCAGACAUGGCAGUCUCGAAGGCGAUCUGCUUGAUGGCCGGGCGUUCCAGGGCGUCUUGACUCGAUGCCCUACAGAUGUCUUUACGCAUGUGCAGAAGUUGUCGGUGACCUGGGUUGGCUGGUGGACACUCACCAACGCGGAGAAAUUGAGUAUUGGACAUAGAUUCAAGAGUGUGACUGAGCUCCGGUUGUGGAUGGUUCUUUUCGAGACGGAUGAAGAGCUUCUUGCUCUUAUCGCUUCCUUCCCGGCGCUGGAAGUGCUGUUCUUGCAGACUAUACGAUUCCGGGUUAAGGAUUUGGAGGAAGAUGGCCCGCACCCCAAGCACACUCUGCCGCCCAAUUUACAUACCAUCUCACUCAAUGACGUGUCCAAUCCUUGUGUUAUACGUUCCCUGAUACCAUGUCCAACUCUCCGAGUUUUCAAGUGUCAUUACGUGAACUUUGAUGACUUCCAGCCAGCAUUAGCUGAAGAAUUUGGACGGCUACUGUUAUCCGCUGGUGAGCAUUUCGAGGAUUUCGGGUUCACUAUCCAGGCCGGAGGGUUGCUUAACAACGGGGUUGAUCUUAAUGCCUGCUUCAAACUCAUCGACUUCACCCGAAUUCCCAAUCUUCGGCGGAUCGAAUUCUGGAUUGACGACGACCAAUACCUCAUUCCUUUCCUCAGACGCCUCACCGAAUCAGACUGUUCGACUCCCACACUAGAGACGCUGGAUGUCUCUUAUCUCUCCGCGUAUAAUCUAGAUUGGGAGAACCUCGAUGACAUCCUCCAAUAUCCCUACUUCCAUGCGCUCAAGGAGAUUAAAACCUACGUCAAGACGUAUUUUGACCUCCAAGAUGUUGUUGGGCAAGAGCCUGGAUGGUACUCGAAGCCCAACGACGGAUCCCAAGCUUAUAUUAAGAUGGGGCACAGGAUCACAAGCUUCGUGGAAAAGUUACCAAAGUGCCAGGCGAGGGGAAUAUUACGCCCAGCCAAGGAGUUUCGGUUUUUUGAUAGCUCGACAUGGUUCGGAUAAGUAGAAAGGCAGACGAGGAGAGAGCGGGUUUGUGGUAGGAUUGUCUGUGCACUUCGUUUGGAUGACAGUCGAGCUAUCAGACCACCAAAAAAAAAGAAUUCAGAGCCGCACACGAAUAGGGUGUUUGUGUAGGUGUUGAUUAUUCUUCCCGUAGUCCUAGAAAUCAGACCGAAGUGCAACGACAGCUGCUCAAUCGCUUGCUUCAUAUUCGUUUCCAGGCAAAUUCUUCUCAUGUUCCUGACGUUUCAAAGAGGAUUGCUUGCAUGAUACACUAUUACAAACUGUUCCUACAUCUUCAUCAUCCUAAUAAUGUUUCGAUACAUGGGUACGAGAUCUAGUAGUAUCCAAGGGAUUUUCAACACACACCGUGAU
This is a messenger RNA of Guyanagaster necrorhizus, 1744 nucleotides long. RefSeq lists its product as uncharacterized. The coding region runs from base 122 to 1372 and encodes 416 amino acids. The transcript is spliced from 2 exons. The record is from RefSeq and is a predicted model, not a curated record. NCBI's taxonomy places the organism in Eukaryota, Fungi, Basidiomycota, Agaricomycetes, Agaricales, Physalacriaceae.